Messenger RNA from Nymphaea colorata (pocket water lily), 654 nucleotides. RefSeq names its product 40S ribosomal protein S21-2. The coding region runs from base 198 to 443 and encodes 81 amino acids. The record is from RefSeq and is a predicted model, not a curated record. Gene Ontology annotation, cellular component: cytosolic small ribosomal subunit; ribosome. The transcript is spliced from 4 exons. Lineage: Eukaryota; Viridiplantae; Streptophyta; Magnoliopsida; Nymphaeales; Nymphaeaceae. Gene Ontology annotation, molecular function: structural constituent of ribosome. Gene Ontology annotation, biological process: endonucleolytic cleavage in ITS1 to separate SSU-rRNA from 5.8S rRNA and LSU-rRNA from tricistronic rRNA transcript (SSU-rRNA, 5.8S rRNA, LSU-rRNA); translation; endonucleolytic cleavage to generate mature 3'-end of SSU-rRNA from (SSU-rRNA, 5.8S rRNA, LSU-rRNA).
GGGUUCCCGAACAUCAGAGUCAAUCUGAUCCGGUUCCCCUCUAUCCAGAUCGCAAGUAAAUGGCAAGAAUAAAACCCUAGCCUCAUCGCUUCUGAAGGAACCCUCCGGGUUUUGUCAGUUGUUAGUGCCACCCCCCGCCCACGAGGAGACUGCCGGUGGAUUAGCUGCUCUGGUAUUAUUCUUCAGUCUCCGACAAGAUGCAGAACGAAGAGGGUCAAUACAUGGACCUUUACAUCCCAAGAAAAUGUUCUGCAACAAAUCGCCUUAUAACCUCAAAAGAUCAUGCAUCUGUCCAAAUAAACAUUGGACAUCUGGAUGAGAAUGGCAUUUACACUGGCCAAUUUACCACGUUUGCACUCUGUGGUUUCAUUCGUGCACAGGGGGAUGCUGACAGUGCUCUCGACAGGUUGUGGCAAAAGAAGAAGGCUGAAAUUCGUCAGUAGGACUAGAAAUAUUUUCAUCAUGCGGCGUACUGUUUCUUGCCAUCGUGGAUUUUAACUAUUCAUGCAUUUUGAUUGUGAGUUUAGCUGAUACUUUGGUCAUUGGUUUUGUUUACCCUUGCUUCAACUGUCGCUCAAGUCAAAUUUGGGUCAGAAUGUAGACCGGAGUUUGUGCAAUUGCUUAUUAUAACACGAGAAGAUUAGGCUGUCUCAA